Messenger RNA from Eleginops maclovinus (Patagonian blennie), 6523 nucleotides. RefSeq names its product hook microtubule-tethering protein 3 (gene hook3). The record is from RefSeq and is a predicted model, not a curated record. The transcript is spliced from 24 exons. The coding region runs from base 137 to 2296 and encodes 719 amino acids. NCBI's taxonomy places the organism in Eukaryota, Metazoa, Chordata, Actinopteri, Perciformes, Eleginopidae. Gene Ontology annotation, biological process: cytoskeleton-dependent intracellular transport; cytoplasmic microtubule organization. Gene Ontology annotation, cellular component: centrosome; cytoplasm. Gene Ontology annotation, molecular function: dynein light intermediate chain binding; microtubule binding.
GUCGAAGCAGCGCACCCGACUAUUGGCCCACGGUUUGAGAACCAGCCGAAUGCGAGAGAGACCUCAGUAGUACAUGAAGCCGACUGUUAACUUCAGGCUCUGUUUACCAUACAAAGUCGGUUCACGUUAGUUAACCAUGACCACAUCGGGGUCCUUGGAUCGAAUGGAGCUGUGUGAAAGUCUCUUGACAUGGAUCCAGACGUUUGGAGUGGAGGCUCCGUGCAAGACAGUAGAAGACUUGACGGGCGGUGUCGUCAUGGCCCAAGCUCUACAGAAAAUAGAUGCAGCGUAUUUCAACGACGCUUGGCUUAGUAGAAUCAAGCCAGAGGUUGGGGACAACUGGAGGUUAAAAAUCAGCAAUCUAAAGAAAGUUCUGAAAGGAAUCCUCGAGUUCAACCAAGAGAUCCUUGGCCAGCACAUUAACGACUUCACGCUACCAGAUGUGAACAUGAUUGGCGAACACUCUGACCCAGCAGAACUUGGGAGGAUGCUGCAGCUGAUCCUGGGCUGUGCCGUCAACUGUGAACAGAAACAAGCAUACAUCCAGACCAUAAUGAUGAUGGAGGAGUCCGUGCAGCAUGUUGUCAUGACAGCCAUCCAAGAGCUGAUGAGUAAAGAGACUCCAGUGAUGGGGAGCAGUGACUCAUAUGUGGAUCUAGACAGACAGCUGAAGAAGACAGCAGAGGAGCUGAACGAUGCUUUGUCUACCAAGGAAGAGAUCUCCCAGAGGUGUCGUGAGCUUGACAUGCAGGUGGCGGCGCUGCAAGAGGAGAAGAGCAGCUUGCUAGCAGAAAACCAGGUCCUGAUGGAGAGGCUUAACCAGUCCGACUCCAUCGAGGAUAUAAACAGCCCUGCAGGACGCAGACACCUCCAGCUGCAGACACAACUGGAGCAACUUCAGGAAGAAACUUUCAGGUUGGAGGCAUCAAAAGAUGACUACCGGAUCCGCUGUGAGGAGCUCGAAAAAGAACUCCUGGAUGUGAAGUCACAGAAUGAAGAGCUUUCGUCACUGGCUGAUGAAGCCCAGUCACUCAAGGAUGAAAUGGAUGUCCUCAGGCAUUCAUCAGACAAAGUGUCAAAGCUGGAGGGCACAGUGGAACACUACAAGAAGAAACUAGAGGACAUGGGACUGCUCAGGAGACAGAUCAAGCUUAUGGAGGAGAAGAACACAGUGUUAAUGCAGAGCAACGUGAGUUUAGAAGAGGAGCUACGAAAAGCUAAUGCUACCAAGGGCCAGCUGGAGACGUACAAGAGACAGGUGGUCGAACUUCAGAACAGACUGUCGGAAGAGUCUAAAAAGGCCGACAAGAUGGAGUUUGAGUACAAACGUGUCAAAGAGAAGGUGGACUCUCUCCAAAAAGAAAAAGAUCGUAUGCGUACGGAAAGAGACUCUCUAAAGGAAACCAUUGAAGAGCUUCACUGUGUUCAAGCCCAGGAGGGACAGCUUACAUCAGGUUUGUUCCCAUUGGUCAGCAACGACGGUGAUUCACUGGCAGCGGAGAUCACUUCCCCAGAGAUUCGAGAACAUCUGAUUCGUCUUCAGCAUGAGAACAAGAUGUUGAAGCUGGCGCAGGAGGGAUCAGACAACGAGAAGAUUGCGCUGUUGCAGAGUCUACUGGAGGAUGCUAACAGGAGGAAAAAUGAACUGGAGACAGAAAACAGGUUAAUCAAUCAGCGUCUGAUGGAGGAGCAGGGUCAGGUGGAGGAGCUGCAGAAGAAUCUCCAAGAAGAGGGUUCCAAAGCAGACGACUCUUCUAUCCUGAAGAAGAAAUAUGAGGAGCACAUGGAGAAACUACGGGAGUUGAACAAUGAGUUACUGAAGAAGAAUGCAUUCAUUGACGAUAUGGAGCCGAAAUACAACAGCAGCUCCCAACGAGUGGAUGAGCUGGAGGACGCCCUGAAGAAGAAAGAUGAUGACAUGAAACAGAUGGAGGAGAGGUAUAAGAAGUACCUGGAAAAGGCAAAGAGUGUUAUCCGGACCCUGGACCCCAAGCAGCACCAGGGUUCAGGUCCAGAGGUGCAGGCCCUUAAAAACCAGCUACAGGAGAAGGACAGGAUGUUGCACUCUUUGGAGAAAGAGAUGGACAAGACAAAAAGCCAGAGAGAUUACGAGGAGAAACUGAUUGUGUCAGCCUGGUACAAUAUGGGCAUGUCUCUGCAAAAGAAGGCGGCUGAAGACAGACUUGCCAACACAGGCUCCGGUCAGUCCUUCUUGGCCCGGCAGAGACAAGCCACCAGCACCCGCCGCUCAUACCCAGGCCACGUCCAGCCCGCUACCGCAAGAUCCAUGAGGUAGAGAUGCCAGACAAGGCUGCCCCAAAAAAAUCUCCCACCACUUUUUUUCCCACCUGACUUAACAUUUUUUAUUCUGGCUCGUGUGAUGCCAGGCUCCUUCCCUUUUUAACACAUCAGCAUUUAUAGGGUGUGACUAAUGGCUGACCUUCCUCUCCCUGUACUCUGUGGCAGACCUUUGUCCUGGCUAUUGCAUCUUAUUGACAAGUUACUGUCAUUUUUUUGUUUUUGCAGAAGCGCUCUGCCUGUUCAUGCAGUAUUUAUGCACAUCUGUACCUGUCGUAUCACUUACGGUUGAGCGUGUUUGAUAGAUUGGAGUUGACAGAUUUUCUGUUUAUGAGGCGACAGCAAUUCUCAUUUACAUAUGUCAUUGUUAAAACUGUAUUUUUCAAAUGGGGACAAGUUGCUCUCCUGCAGUGUCAUUAUGUUUCUAUUGUUUCACCACAAAUACAUUAAGGAAUAGGAAGACGUAUUGUCAUCACAGAAAAUGUUUCAUUUGCUAGAAAAAUGGUCUAAAUGAUCUCUAAUGGGAUUUGAAAGUUACUUCUUCAGUUGGUGAAGUUUUUCCAGGAGUCGCAAUCCACAGCUAGAUACAUUUUGGCGAAGAACAACGUACAAGCUAACUGUGUUUUCAUUGUCUUCUAUUAAGGAGCCACCAUCGUUCAAACCAGCAUUUACCUUCGUGCCAUAGUGUAAAAUUGAAAUAUGUAUUUGGUUAAUGUUAUCCAUGGAACACUGCAGGCGCGCCUCCUCACACUACACCGAGAGAAAUGCGAUCUACUCGUGAGACGGUUUUGGAUGCUUGCACUGUUUUGUUGAAAGGGGAUUUAGUCUGGAAGUGGUUCUGUGUGCGGAUAGUAUAACAAAGAGAGGACCCUGAUUCACUAUAGCUCAUUGAAGCAGACUGACUUUCCCCGUUGUUAAAGAUAUAUUUUUUGCUCUGAUAGCAAAAAGGCUGUUAAAGGAAAGCACUGCAAGGUAUUGCCCAUGUCAAUUUAAAUAGGAAUCUUGAAUUGGUAUGCUUGUUUCGGCUGUUACUGUACUUUCUUUAAAUGAUUUAUUUUUCCUCUACAUUGUCACUGUUUUAAAGCACACCUUUUCGAAGGGAUUAACCCUAUUUGUUUGUUGUGUAUGUCUUUGUAUCAAGGCCUGAUUCUAUUCUAACAAUCCCCGCCGUCUGACCAUUAUCUCUCUCUCUCUCUGUCUCCUCCCUCAACAGCAAUGUCACUGCAUGACUGGCACACCAAUGAGCUGGCCCGAGCCUUGUGCGUGUGUCCUGGCCCGGCCCGUUGCUGGCCUACAUUGGCCCCGGGGCUGGGCUAGGCAGAGGCACACCAUGCAUGAAUCCUCGCCUGCGUACUGUUUGCAUGACUUUGAAUAGACUCGUGCCUGCGGAUAACCAGCGCACCGCAGCAGCGUGAGCACUAACAACCCUUCUGCUCUGUCAUGCAUUGUAACCUCCAGUCAAGCCCUGAGGAGGCAAGAAAUUCCACUCCUGUCCUCAUUUCCAGCUCCUUGCUCCUCAUGCUCUUUAUUCUCCUCUCCCCCUUCCUUUACUCUUUAUGGACAUGCCUGCUUGUGCUUCCUUGUUACAAUUCAAUUUCUGUUACAAAUACCAAGGACAGGGGCUGUUUAGUCCUUCAACCAGGCAGUUGGUAUACUAUUUCGGCCUUUUUUCCUCUAGUGUGUUGGCUGCUUCAGGAUACCUCAUGCUUUAACAUAUCUGUUUUUCAAAUUCAUGGUUGAAGAAGAGUCUACAUCAGCAUUUGAGAAAUACCUGAGAGGUGUAGCCUGGAAAUGUAUCACAAAAAUGCUCCCCUUUAAGCUUCUAAGCGUGUAUCUCCUGCAAUGCCCAGGCUCUCCUCAACACAUUGCUGGACGGUAUCUUUAGAGUGGUUUUACCUCAAGUAUUAGAGAAUAAGGAAAGGGCCUUACUGUGCUGCCCUGUGCACUGUUGGACUAUCUGCAGUAGGAACAUAGGAUGGCAAAAUAAGUAUUUUUAUCAAGAUGAAUAACAUUGUUACAUAUAUGCGUUUAUACAAGAUAAAAGCCCCCGCUAAGCCUAAUUCAGUUUUAGAUUGAAUUCUACAUCUCUCGGUAGUUGCUAUAUUUUAUUUGUCUAUGUUGUCUAUGUUAUUUACCAAGUAGCAAAUAACCUGCCCUCUAAUGGAGCCAACAUGAAGAUUCACACUUUUAAUCCAUUAUCUAAGAUCAUUUUCCAGUGUCUUACUAUUGCAACUUCAUGUAAAAAAUAACAUUUUUGGCAUUAAAUGAAUAUGUUGGUAUUCCAGAUUGUAUCAAAUGUUGACAAAUAUGGCGAGAGAUUGGACCUCAGAAAAUAUGCAUAUUACAGGCAUAAAUGCAUUUUUCAAUCGAGAUAAAUGGUUGGGUCCUCCAAUUUUAGUGCCUUUGUUUAAAAUUGGAUGUAUUAAAAUAAAAAUAAACAAGACUGGAAGGUCGUUUAGGACUAAAAGCCUUAUUAAAAAAAAAAAAAAAGGAAAAAUUGAUCUACUCGAACACUCAAAUUCACCAGGCUUGUUGGGGCUUUUCGUCUUUGUAUUUUAACCUAUUUUAAUCAUACAUGUUAUAUUGUGUAACCUUGGUUUAACUCAUGCCGUGCUUUUUUAUCGUAAUGGCUUAUUUAUUCUUUUGCCGCCUGUACAGCAGUGUUGUUGCAUUUUUUAUAUCAGCAGUAGUAUUAUAUCACCACUUAAACUUUUACAAUGGAUGUGAAGUUUCCAUACAACUUCGAGAUACUGUUAAAUACUUGUUUUAUGCAACGAAAGGAGGAUGUGGUUUGGAAAAUACAUUUUCCUCCAGCUAAUGACAAUGACACAAAGGUUAUGACUUUAACCGUGUCUUCUCCGAUCAGUGUAAAAUGAGAACAUGCUGCAAAGUCCCAUUUACCUCUAGUAUUUUCAGGAAGACGAGUUUUUUAGAAAUCUCAUGUUUGAAACAUGUUUUCUUGUUAACAAAAAAGCACAUUUUUACACUUUUAAUUCACUUAAUGACCCUACAAAUGAUUUUAUUCUCCAGUGUUUGAGCAACAGCAACAACGAUGGGGUUGAUGUUUGAGAAAAAAGACAGAUUAGCUGUUGGGCAUGCAUUAAAAUGAAUGAAAAAAAUCAACUAACCUUCAUUAAACGUCAACAAUUGAGCUUCUACAUUUGUGCGUCACUUAAAUUAUUUUCCGAGGUGAGCAGUGGAAAAAAACAUUUGCGGUAUGAAUCCAGUUAGGUGAAGAUGUGAUGUUUUUAUUUGUCCAGUUCUCUACUUGUUUCUGUCCAAGUCUGUGUUUUGUAAACCGUUUGCCAUUAAAAUCCAGCUGUAAGUUAUAUUACACAGAACUCUUUUAACCGUCCAUCCCCAUGAGUCAUUGGUUUGGUAAGAAAUCUGUACAUAAUGGAAACCAUCCACAUUGUGGUUGACCUGUUAAAGUUAUAUCAGGGAUUUUGGGAGAACAUUUUCUGUUAUUUAAUAUCUCCCUAAGAGAAUGCAUUUUAUGUUGUCCUCUUUAAUCCCACAUCGAGCAAACCAAUGUAUGGUGUUGCUUACAUGUGUCUGUGUGUAUAUACCUAAUAUUUCUUGCAAAUAUUUAGAUACUGGGUGACAAAUUAUCACAAACUGGAGGAACUAGCUUCAGAGGACAGCCAGUUGGCACCACUUUCAGACAUUUUAACUCUGAUUUCUUCUCAACAAGGAAGGAAAGGUGACACGUUGAUGGACUGUUUUAGCUAUAACUCCAAAUCUUUCCUUAAUAUUAAUUUUUCAGAACAAAAUACUGAGUGAAGAUUGCAGUAUUCUCUACAAAACCUGGUCAUAUUGUGGAGUAUUACUUACAUGCCUAAGCUAAAAUGAGUACCUGGUGUUCCCUAGUGUUACUUGACUUGUAUUAGAGAUGGAACAAACAUGAGGUCAGAAUUGUAUCACCACGCGUGCAGUGUUUGCUGUAUUUUUUUACUCAUUGGAAAUCUUUUCUUUACAUAUUGAAGUAGCAAAUAACCUUCCAUUUGCCAAGUUUUAUAUUGCUUGUAUACAAACUACACGAUGUACAUACUAAAUGUGGCGAUAAUAGAGCAGGUGUCUUGAUGUGAUUGAGAAAAAUGAAACUAAAGUUUAGGUAAGAUGGAUUUCAUAAAGCAUCUGUAUGAUGAGGGCCUAUGGAUGGAAAUGUGCUUCCUACACUGCAAAACUUGGAAAUAUCAUUGUAAAUAAAGCUUGUAUAAAACAG